Messenger RNA from Psammomys obesus (fat sand rat), 2040 nucleotides. It is a transcript of the gene Mfsd6l, whose product is annotated as major facilitator superfamily domain containing 6 like. The transcript has a single exon. Gene Ontology annotation, cellular component: membrane. Lineage: Eukaryota; Metazoa; Chordata; Mammalia; Rodentia; Muridae. The coding region runs from base 147 to 1919 and encodes 590 amino acids. The record is from RefSeq and is a predicted model, not a curated record.
GACCGGACGCCCGAGGCCGCCGGAGAAGCAGUCGGGCUUGGUCGGAACCCUGGGCCCGCGACCCUCCGUCCCGGGACAUGGAGCCCCGCGCGCCCUGCGUCCAGCUGGGUCCUGUGCCCUUCCGGGUCUGAUAGAAUCCGGCAGCCAUGAGCCCCAACCCGCAGUGGGACGUCCCCAGGGCAGUCCGGGUGGCCAGGCUCUUCCACCUGGUGUGCGGGGUCCGGGAUGCCUGUGUGACCCCGUUCCUGACCCUCUACCUGAGGCAACUGGGUGUGGCCCCGCCCCUGGUGGGCGCCCUCAUGGGAACCAAGCACCUGAUCGCAGCCUGCUGGACUCCCUUCUGUGCCUUCCUGGUCAAACGCUACCAGAAAAGGAGAAUGUUUCUGACUGGCUCGUUGCUGGGGUCCGCAGGAGCCAGCCUCCUGAUGGUCCUCGUCCCACCGGUGGACAGAAAUCUGGCCAACCUCCUUUGUAAUGGAAGCGGUUGGGUGGCCACCACCGUCCUACCCCUGGCCGUCACAGACACUGUGACCACAGCCUCUGGCCAGGGCUUAAACCGCUGGGCAGGAGCACCCAGCCUCCCGGGCAGCAGGCACAGCCGAGCCCUGGACACUUCUGGCUUUCCAAACGCCUCUGGUAGAACAUUUAGCGGUCUGCAGGCCAAUUCCGUGGGCCCUGUUAAAGGAGCCAGCACCACUCCCCAGGCUCUUCAUCCCGUCUCUCCUGGGGUGAGAGAAAAUUCCCAGCAAGGGACUUUGGAGGUGGGCAGUGCUACCCUGGGUCUACUUCCUGGAAGCGCAGCCCCUGGAAACGCAGUCAGCCUGCCAAAGGUUCAGGGGGAUGCCCAGACCCGAGGUCGCUCCUUGAAAAGGGCGCAGUGGACCUUCGUCCUCUCCUUGGGGUUUGUGGUGCUCUGGGAGCUGCUGGCAGCCCCUCUGGAGCAGGCGGCGGACGACAGCCUUUACGAAUACCUGGAUUUUGUAGACGCCGCUGACAGGAGCAGAGACCUGUGGCUGUGGAGGUUGCUGGGUAUGUCGGCGGGCGUGGGUGGCAUCGCAGCCUUGGUGGGGCACCUGGAGUGCUUCCUGGUGACCAAAGGCCCUCGGGGCGCGAUUCACUUCUACAGCUACUCACUGGCCAGCACCCUGGCCCUAGCAGUGAGCACUGCCUUCCCUGUCCCCAUCGACCAGCAGCGGGGGCCCAGCUACAAAACCGUCAAAGCGCUGUCCCUGGUAAGGGGCGACCCCCGCCUCAUCCUCCUAGCCCUCACCGUCUUUUGGAUAGGAGCCACUGCCAGCACGGUGCAGAACUUCCUGUUCUGGCACAUGAAGGACCAUGGCAGCAGCGAGCUGGUGAUGGGUCUCUCGGCCGCUCUCGGCUUGCUGGGAGAAACUCUGUUUCAUCCGGUCAGGACUUCGUUGCUCAGGAGACUGACGCGGGUGGGCGUGCUGGGGCUGGGGCUGGGCUGCCUGGCCCUGCACCUGCUCUACUACUCUUUCAUCUGGAGCUGGUGGUCUGUCCUGCCCGUUCAGAUCCUGAGCGCCAUGAGCAGUGGGGCUCUGUGGUGGGCUGUGGGCUCCUCCAUAGAGGACCUGGCCUCCUCGGGCAUGGAGAGGCCCCUGGGCACCAUGUUUCGGGGUCACUUUUACGCCAGUGGCUGCAGCCUGGGCAGCUUUGUGGGGGGCUUUGUGGUAAUGCGCUUCGGGGUGGCUGUGCUCUACCAAGCCUGCUGCCUGCUCCUGUCACUCUGGCUGGCCUUGUUCCUGUCUGUCCAGCCCAGGCUGCCCCAGGAGCGGAGGGUCAGCUACUCAAAGCUGCUGGCUCUGGAAGGAAGUGACAGCAGCGACUCAGAGCAGGGCUCGGAGAGGGACUGGCUGGUGAAGGCCAUGAGGGAGGAGCAGGUGGGCUGGAAGAUCUGAGAGGUAGAAGCACGCUGAUGGGCCCCUGCCCGGGGCUGUGGGGAGCCUUAAGGGAGAAAAGCCAUGUCUCUGCCAAAGGCACAACAGUAUCUACUCGCUGCGUGGUUUUAUAUUGUAGUAA